UACUAAUGAAUUGAAUUCAAUGUUAUGUAAUGUUUAGUCAAUAAAUCAUAUGAUAAGACUUGGCUUAAGUUUAAGUGACUUAACCCACGAAUGCGACAAAUGUUUGGUUUAGUGACCAAAACUUUGACGACACGUAUUGUGCGUUCACUUCACACGACAUCGCAGUUAUCAACACUUUUGGUCAAUGAGUCCGACGGUGUCAGACAUGUGGUGUUGAAUAACCCGAAGAAACGGAAUGUAUUGUCUCUGGCAAUGAUUGAAAGGUUGCGGGAAGUGAUUGUCGACAGUCCAUCACUUCGUUGUGUUGUUGUUAGCUCUAAUGGACCGGUAUUUUCGUCGGGACACGACCUCAAAGAGUUGACAACACAAACAAGUGAAGAAUACCACAGAAAAGUAUUUGACAGUUGCGGUCAACUGAUGCUAUCUCUUCAGAAAUUGAAUGUCCCGGUCAUAUGUCAAGUGAAUGGUUUGGCCGCAGCGGCCGGUUGUCAAUUGGUGGCCGCAUCUGAUAUUGUCAUUGCGAGUGACAAAAGUAAGUUUAGUACUCCCGGUGCUAGUGUUGGUCUAUUUUGUUCGACACCUGCCAUACCUCUAUCCCGAAGCGUUAACUUGAAAGCCGCCGCUUAUAUGUUGAUGACCGGCAAUACCAUUACGGCCUAUGAAGCUCUUAAGUGCGGAUUAGUUAGUCGAGUGGUUUCUGAAUCAGACAUCAAUAGUGAGACCCAGAAUGUGGUCAAUGCUAUACUUUGCAAAAGUAAAUCAGUAAUAGCUUUGGGAAAACAUUUUUUUUAUUCACAAAUUAACCAAAACUUGGAAACGGCUUAUUGUAACGGAUCUCAAGUUAUGGUCACUAACUUAGGCUUAAGGGACGCUCAGGAAGGCAUUGAAGCCUUUAUAGGCAAACGGACACCACUUUGGUCUCACAGUACCGAUAGAUACAAAUAAACAAUUUAUUGAAUAAUUAUUUUUACGAUUUAUUUACAACAAA
Messenger RNA from Oppia nitens, 988 nucleotides. Its product is annotated as enoyl-CoA hydratase domain-containing protein 3, mitochondrial-like. Gene Ontology annotation, molecular function: hydro-lyase activity. Bases 91 to 945 code for a protein of 284 amino acids. NCBI's taxonomy places the organism in Eukaryota, Metazoa, Arthropoda, Arachnida, Sarcoptiformes, Oppiidae. Gene Ontology annotation, cellular component: mitochondrion. The record is from RefSeq and is a predicted model, not a curated record. The transcript has a single exon.